CUUUUAAAUGGUCAGCGGUCGUUUAACGACCCAUGCUCUAAAACUUGUUCUUUGCCUGAGCUUUCUUUCUAGAUCGAAUUGCGUCGCAGACAUGACUGUCAAGCGAAGGAAUGGUGGGCGUAACAAAAGUGGUCGUGGUCAUGUCAGAGCAGUAAGAUGUACAAACUGCGCUCGAUGUGUGCCUAAAGAUAAAGCCAUUAAAAAGUUUGUUAUAAGAAAUAUUGUUGAAGCUGCUGCUGUCAGAGAUUUGUCUGAAGCCAGUGUUUAUGAUGGUUAUGCAUUGCCUAAACUCUAUGCCAAACUAAGCUAUUGCAUUAGUUGCGCCAUACAUUCAAAGGUUGUACGUAAUCGUUCCAAAGAAGAUCGCAAAAUAAGGACUCCACCUCCUAGAUUUGGUUUAAGACCGGAAAAUAAACGUACACCUGGGCAACAACGACCUAAUAUUGCCGGCGGAGUUCCUAUGAAGAAUUAAUUAGUGAAAUAUAUUGUUUAAUACACUAA
Molecule: messenger RNA, 501 nt
Organism: Hydra vulgaris (swiftwater hydra)
Lineage: Eukaryota; Metazoa; Cnidaria; Hydrozoa; Anthoathecata; Hydridae
Product: small ribosomal subunit protein eS26
Biological process (GO): translation
Cellular component (GO): ribosome; cytosolic small ribosomal subunit
Molecular function (GO): mRNA binding; structural constituent of ribosome
Source: RefSeq, a predicted model, not a curated record